AUGACGACUGAGAGUGGAUUUGUGCAACCAGUAAUCUCGAAAUUUGAUGGGCAUUACGAUCACUGGUGUAUGCUCACGGAAAAUUUUAUGCAAUCAAAAGAAUAUUGGAAUAUAAUAGAAGAUGAGAUUCUUGUAGCAGUAGAAGGAGUUCAACUUAGUGAAGCGCAAAAGAAGGCAAUUGAUGAUGCAAGAUUGAAAGAUAUGAAGGCGAAGAAUUAUCUCUUCCAAGCCAUAGAUAGAUCAAUUUUAGAAACCGUCUUGAACAAAGAUACAACUAAAAGCAUUUGGGACUCCUUGAAGAAAAAGCAUCAAGGGACAACACGAGUGCAGCGAGCACAACGACAAGCUCUUCAAAAGGAGUUUGAGAUGCUAAGCAUGAAGGAGGGAGAAUCUGUAAAUGAGUAUUUUGCUUGCACUCUUACUAUAGUCAACCAGCUGAGAGUCACUAAGGCAAAGAUGGAUGAUGUAGUAGUCAUCAAGAAGAUACUAAGAUCCAUGUCAUCCAAGUUCGUUUACGUGGUGUGUUCUAUUGAGGAGUCAAAUGAUUUGGAUGUUUUUACCAUUGAUGAAUUACAAAGUAGCCUUCUAGUACAUGAGCAACGUAUGAAAUCUCAUGUUGUGGAAGAGCAAACAUUGAAGGUUACUUUUGGAAAGUCUUUAGGAGGAAAAGGAAGAGUGCGUGACGGAAUGCGAGGACGAGGAAGAGGUGGAGGUAGGCGUAAUUUUGAUAAAUCUACUAUUGACUGUUAUCACUGUCAUAAGCUUGAACACUUUUAA
Molecule: messenger RNA, 777 nt
Organism: Mangifera indica (mango)
Lineage: Eukaryota; Viridiplantae; Streptophyta; Magnoliopsida; Sapindales; Anacardiaceae
Exons: 1
Coding region: 1-777 (258 amino acids)
Source: RefSeq, a predicted model, not a curated record